This is a messenger RNA of Caenorhabditis auriculariae, 417 nucleotides long. Lineage: Eukaryota; Metazoa; Nematoda; Chromadorea; Rhabditida; Rhabditidae. The record is from the annotation of a GenBank genome assembly.
AUGUUUUCAUUUUUCUCUAUUUUCCGACCACUUUUCCUCGAUCGCUACUGCUCCAACCUCACUGAACUUUCAAAAAUCAACUUACUCCAGGUAGCCGACCCCACCGCAAGCCGACCGAAAGAUGUCUUCGAAGCAAGAGUCGAGCGACUACGAGAUCCAGUACCGGUCGACGAUCCAGCCGAGGACCGCCGUCCGAAGCCAGAGUCGCCAGAGCGGCAACUAUGUCUCCGGCAGCACCGGCACUGGCGGUGGUGGUCCGUUCUUUUUUUUCUCGUAGAUGAAAAUUGUCCUAGUACUGGUGGAUUGUGUGAGGAAAAGGAGCUUUUUGGUAUAGUUCUUCUUCUUCUUCUUCCUACGCCUUUGUACCGCUUGAGCGACGUCGGUGCCCCAAGUCGAUUAGCCGAGGUCCUAUCCUGA